Peromyscus maniculatus bairdii (prairie deer mouse) is the source of this 628-nucleotide messenger RNA. The record is from RefSeq and is a predicted model, not a curated record. NCBI's taxonomy places the organism in Eukaryota, Metazoa, Chordata, Mammalia, Rodentia, Cricetidae.
AUUGAGCAGCUAGCCAACCCCAAGGCCUGGAUCAAUGCAGCCACGCAGAUCUUCUUCUCACUGGGCUUAGGGUGUGGUGGCCUGAUUGCCUUUGCCAGCUACAAUGAACCCUCCAACAACUGCCAGAAGCAUGCCAUCAUUGUGUCCAUCAUCAAUAGUACUACUGCCAUAUUCUCCAGUAUUGUGACCUUCUCCAUCUAUGGCUUCAAGGCCACCUUCAACUAUGAAAACUGCUUAAACAAGGUGAUUCUGCUGUUGACCAAUUCUUUUGACCUUGAAGAUGGCUUUCUGACAGCCAGUAACCUGGAGGAGAUGAAGGACUACCUGGCAUCUACCUACCCAAGCAAGUACAGUGAAGUGUUCCCGCACAUUAGAAACUGCAGCUUGGAAUCAGAGCUGAACACGGUAAGAGGCCUGGAAAGGGUGGGGACUGCCUCUCUCCACACAGUUCAUAAUGACCUGCAAGAGCCUUCACACAGUCCAUGAAGACAGGAAACUGGAUUGUUUUCCCUGCAGCAGUGGUACCAUCUCUUUUGAAGUUUUAAAAACUAGGGAAAGGCAGAGAACACUCUCUCUCUCUCUCUCUCUCUCUCUCUCUCUCUCUCUCUCUCUCACACACACACACACA